Messenger RNA from Telopea speciosissima, 1629 nucleotides. RefSeq lists its product as uncharacterized. Bases 191 to 1501 code for a protein of 436 amino acids. The record is from RefSeq and is a predicted model, not a curated record. NCBI's taxonomy places the organism in Eukaryota, Viridiplantae, Streptophyta, Magnoliopsida, Proteales, Proteaceae. The transcript is spliced from 2 exons.
CUCUCCUCUCCUUUAGUCACGCCGGUUUCACUACCCCAAUUCACUCUCUUUAAUUCCUUCUUCUUAGUUCUUACUAAAACAGAACAUAAAAAGUAACAACUAAUUUCUUUCUCCAUUCUUCCAUUCUCCCAUCCUUCCAUUCUUCCAUCCUCCACUUCUCUCCAUCUUUUCUCUCUUCUGCAAAGAAGAGAUGUCUGAAUUCUGUUUCUCAAUCUUUAACAAGAACAACAAGACUCAUUUUUCUAGUCUGCUCCUUACUGACUUCAUCAUCUUCUGCUCCUUCAUACUGUCUCAUCCUCUAUACUUCUCUUACUUGCUUUUCUUCUCUCCUUACCUCCUUAAACUCCUCUCCUUUCUUUCUCCUCUCUUCAUCACCACUUUUCUCCUCCUCCUUACUCUCUCAACUGUCUUCCCCGGCAUCUUGGAUGACAAGGUCUCUCUAGAAACCUCAGAGUCUAAAGUGGGCUUCCUCCUUGACACAUAUCGAAAAGUUGUACACACAUUACGGUCCAGACUUGACGACGAAAGCAUCGAAUUCAGCCUCUUCGAGGAGCUAGAAGCAUGUGUGGUGGUGUUCAACACAAUUGGUUUCAAUGUAGGAGAAGGAGAAGAAGACCCAAUUGAGGUUUUAGAAACUAAGUUUGAUGGGAAAGGCUUACAAGCACUAGACAUUGGUUUAGAUGAACUUGAAGCUGCAGUAACUAACAAGUUAGAAGAAAACCCAGUUGAGGUUUGUCAGAGGAAAUGGAAAUGUGGAGGAGAUAGCCUAGGAUGCUUCUUACAGGAUACAGUUCCAUCUGAAGAAGAAGAAGAAAAUCAUGACAUUGUACCAAAAGGUACUGUGUCCGACAAGAUUGGAGAAAACCAAGAAGAGUACUCACUAGUAGUAGUGGGUGGAGGUGGAGGAUCCAAGGCGGCAGCUGUUAACAGGGUAAAUGAAAACCCAAUUAAAUUGAGUCUGGAAUAUGGGAAUCCAAAGGUACUGGGUGGAGGUGGAGGAUCCAAGGCAGCUGUUAACAGGGUAAAUGAAAACCCAAUUAAAUUGAGUGUGGAAUAUGGGAAUCCAGAGGUACUGGGUUCCAGCCUUGGGAGCUUUGGGUCAAUGAGGAAAGAAAAGGAGUGGAAGAGGACAUUGGCAUGCAAGCUUUAUGAGGAAAGAAGGAAUGUUGAUGAUGAUGAUGAAGAAGAAGGGAUGGAUUUACUAUGGGAGACUUAUGAAACUGAGACAGGGAAGGUGAAAUUGGAAAAGAAGGAGAAGAAAGUGAAAAGCAAGGAUAAGAAGCAAACAAAGAAGAAGAAGAAACAUGAAGUUGAGUACUAUGAGGAUGAUGAGGAAGAGGAUGAUGAUAUGAAUGAACAAUUCUGCUGCUUACAGGCUUUGAAAUUCUCAACAGGGAAGAUGAAUUUGGGAAUGGGCAGGCCUAACCUUGCAAAGAUUUCCAAGGCCUUGAAGGGAAUUGGAUGGUUUCACCAGAUCAGUCGGCAUGGUAAGAAAGGGUAGAUCAAUUAUAUUAGAUUUUCCUUUUUCUUUUUUUAAUUAAAUCCUGUUUCACUUGGUUUGAUGUUAAAGUUGUUAGACAAAUUCCCAAAGUAAAUAUGUUAUUUCAUAUACUCACUCAAAAUUUUCAA